GGCCAGAUCUUAAAGGUCCCAGAGCUGCGUGAGUUUACUAGGCCCGGAGGAGGUGGCGGCCGCUCCGGGGACCCCAGGGCAAGAGAUGGCUCGGAGACCCAUGUAGGUGUCUUGAAAACCCUGCUAAUGUCCAGGCUCAAGUCCUAGAUCUAUGGAGCCCACCAGAAACUGUCCACUGUUCGGAGGCGCCUUCUCCGCCAUCCUCCCCCCUGGGGCCAUUGAUGUGAGCGACCUCCGACCGGUCCCGGAUAACCAAGAAGUUUUCUGCCAUCCCGUGACCGACCAGAGUGUGAUCGUGGAACUUCUGGAGCUGCAGGCCCACGUGCGGGGCGAAGCGGCCGCGCGGUACCAUUUUGAGGACGUUGGCGGGGUUCAGGGGGCCAGGGCCUUGCACGUGCUAUCUGUGGGGCCUCUCUGUUUGGAGACUUUAUCCCUGAGGGGGUGCUGUCAAGAUGCCUGGUUCCUUUCUGGCAAGCAGCAGGUAGCUAAAGAAAACCAGCAGGUGGCAAAGGAUGUCACGCUGCAUCAGGCCUUGCUUCGGCUGCCCCAGUACCAGACUGACCUCUUGCUAACCUUCAAUCAGCCCCCGACUAACAGCAGGUCCCUUGGCCCCGAAAAUCUGUCAUGUCCACCUUGGAGCCUGGGUAACUUUGAACAGCUGGUGACUAGCUUGACUCUUCAUGAUCCCAACAUCUUUGGCCCCCAGUAAAGAUGGUUGAAACACAGCAUCCUGCUGCUGAAGACUCAGGGACCUAGUUCUGAGAGGCGGAGUUUCUUUCUGCUGCUUCCCUGGAUGUAAACAUAAGACACCUCCUCUGCAGAAAUAAACUUGCUUUAUAGACAA
This is a messenger RNA of Meriones unguiculatus (Mongolian gerbil), 844 nucleotides long. It is a transcript of the gene Rangrf, whose product is annotated as RAN guanine nucleotide release factor. The record is from RefSeq and is a predicted model, not a curated record. Gene Ontology annotation, biological process: heart contraction; regulation of sodium ion transmembrane transporter activity; regulation of membrane depolarization. The transcript is spliced from 5 exons. Gene Ontology annotation, molecular function: transmembrane transporter binding; small GTPase binding; sodium channel regulator activity. NCBI's taxonomy places the organism in Eukaryota, Metazoa, Chordata, Mammalia, Rodentia, Muridae. Gene Ontology annotation, cellular component: nucleus. Bases 152 to 709 code for a protein of 185 amino acids.